AAAAAUCAGAACUGAUAGAACAUUAAAUUGAAUAGACAUAAAUUAAUUAAAAAUGAUGGAAAAAGCAAGUUUUGACUGCUGUAUAUUGUGUAAAACUAAAACGCUAGAUGAACUUAACUAUGGUGAAUUGUAUUCUGAUGAGAAUAUUGCUGCUCAUUUGUUUUGUAUGUUAUUUGGACCUGGAUUAUUGCAAAAUGGAUCAGAUAAUGAAGGCUUUGAAGGAUUUCUGCAAGAGGACAUAAGAACUGAAGCCCGAAGAGUUCAACCACUUAAAUGCAGAUUCUGUAAACAACGAGGAGCUAAUUUAGGAUGUACUAUUCAGACCUGUCGAGCUGCAUAUCACACUAAAUGUGCUAUAGAAAACAACAUAGUGUUCGAGUUCACAUCCAAAUAUCGAACUUACUGCAAUAAGCACAAGAAGAUCAAGCAAAUUGAUAAUAAGAAACUCGAUUCAGAAUGUGGAAUGUGCUAUGAUUCACUUAUUAAAAAGUUUCCAGAUGCUGUACUUUCACCUUGCUGUAGAAAUUCUUGGUUCCACAAAAAAUGUAUGCAAAAGUAUGCUCUAUCUUCAGCAUUAUUGUUUAAGUGUCCUCUUUGUGGAAGUAAAAAGACAGAGGAAUGGAUGAAACUAGGUAUAUUCUUUCCAAUAAGAGAUGCUGCAUGGGAAUUGGAAGAGAAUGCAUAUCAAGAAUUUUAUGAGCCAAUAAAAUUGUCAUGUGAGGACAUGAAAUGUAAGAAUAAGUGUUUGCAUGCUGGCGAAAUGCAUAUGUGGAGAUUGUGUCAGUUUUGUGGAGCUGCAGGAAUUCACGAGCAAUGCUUUCAAGGAUCACCAAAUGACAAAUAUACAUGCAAAGGGUGUGAAGAUGUUUUCAAUCGACCAAAGAGUGAUACAGCCAGCGAAUCUGAAGGUGUUGAGGAUACAGAAUCAAAUAAAAGCAUAGAAACUGAUCAAGUACAACAAGACAAAUUAGACAAUAACGAUGAUAAUGAAAAGCCAAAGUCAUAUGCAGCAACAAUAUUUGGAGAAUCAGACGUAAGCAGUGAUGAUGAAGUCUGGAAACAAUGUCCUCAAAAAAUCAAUAAUAUGAAGCAUAUAAAAUCAAAAAAGAAGCGGCAUAAAGUAAUGUAUAGUGAUUCUGAUUUAUCCGACGAAGAAAAUCAGCCUCCAUCUAAGAAAGUUAAGUCCAAAUAUAAAAAGAAGGAACAGCUAAAACAACAAUCAAUCGCUAAUAUUUUAUUAGGUGAAUCUGAUGCAUCCGACGACAGUGAUUUUGAUUGUACAUUAAUUAUUUUAUAAGGAAAGACUGCCUCCUGAAAGUUUAUUAUAAAACAUGCUGUGAAUAUUUGAGUAAUUAUUAUUUGAUAACAACUUCAAUAAACGUG
Molecule: messenger RNA, 1383 nt
Organism: Chironomus riparius
Lineage: Eukaryota; Metazoa; Arthropoda; Insecta; Diptera; Chironomidae
Source: the annotation of a GenBank genome assembly